AUUAUAGGGGGUCCGGGAUGCUCAGAUUUAGUGGCAUUGAAAAGUUGCGAGAGCAGUAUUUUCCUCUGAAGAGCGUGGAUUAAGAUGCCCAACGCUGUGCUUCUGUUUGUGAUUUGGAUGGCGUGGUUUGUGGGAAACACAGAAAACACCUCCGAAAUUUGCAGGGGAAGGCGCUGCGUUGGCGCGGACAACAGACCGUGCGGCGGUGGGCAUUGCCGGGGUGCCGAGGGGUUUGCUAUCCGCCACUUUACGCGUUCGGCACAAGUCGGUGCCGCGCCACACACUGUUCGGAGUGAUUACCGCGUUUCCCCCCAAAAUCGUCACGCUGUUUCAUACACAAUUAUCCCUCCACAGCAUGGAAAAGCUGACAGCCCAAGAGAGAACCCAAGGACCAUAACGGCGGAGGUUUACAACCCAGGAUGCAAGACUACAGGCUGCCACAGUCGUGAUCCACUAAAACCUAAUAAUGCCACAAAAGCGUGCAAAGGCAUCGGAUGUAAACUGCCCUUCAUUGUUCGUCCAAUGCCUAAACCAAAUUCGUGCGCUGGCGGCGACUGCCAGAGCGGAGCAGGUUUUGUGGUACGCAAUCCGACAGUCGUCCAUAUGCAGGACAGGGCAGAACAGGCACUGGAUGAAUUGCCAGAGUUCGGACACGUCGGUUCCGAGCGUGGAGAAUCCCCGUUCGGCAUCCAACUCAGAUGUGACGUCAAGCCGGGGUCUAAUGAGCUGCCAUCUGAGGAUGCGCUAGUGCUGCAGCUUCGACUGGGGCAGGGCCAGGAGAAGCUGGCGGAGGCGCUCAAGGAGCAGCAGUUGCAGAUCGGGCAGCUGCAGGGCCAGCUGAUGGAGCAGCAGAGGGAGAUCAUGGAGCAGCAGCGGCAAAUGUUUGACCUGAUGGAGCAGGUGAAGGCCCAGUACAGCUUGCUCCUGGACGGCGUCCGGCACAUGCCCUUUCAGGGUGGAACGCGCGGAGAGCCGGAGGCUCGCCCGGAGAGUCUCGGGCCGCAGGAGGAAAGCCGGUUCCAGGAGGCUUACACCAUGCACAAGGUGGACAUGGAAGCCAGUGUGAUGGAAGAGGGCAGGCCCCUGCAGAUCUGUGGCUCCUGUGGGGAUGAUGAGUACUGUGAUUACCGCGGCAACUGGCCACGCUGCGAGAAAUGCACUGUUUGUCCUCCUGGGUUCUUCCUAGUGUCCCAGUGUUCUUUCAGUGCAGACAGGAUCUGUCAGGACAGAGAUGAAUGCCUGGAGAUACCAAACCUUUGCAGAGAGCAUGAUCAGUGUCUCAACAUGCCAGGUGGCUUCAGAUGCUCAAGCAUGUCAGUGAAGGACGCAGCGACUGGUCUGUGUGGCCCUGGUUACUUUUACAAUUUGGAGCUACAGGAGUGCCAGGCCUGUUCCGAAUGCGACUCCCAGCCGACAGCAUCCCCCUGCUCGGCCCUGAGCGACACCCUGUGUGCUGGCCCAUCUGGGGCCCAGAUGUCCCUCUCCUGGUCUGGUGAUGUGACUCCGCCUCGGGGCGUUGGGUUCUCCAACAUGCAGCUUCCCCUCCAAGGUGCUGAUGACAGCAGCUUGGCCUCUGCCACCGCCGAUGGCUGGCUGGUCCUCCACCAACACGGUCUGGUCUGGGUCGACAACAACCUGGCUCUGCGGCACGGGUGCCAGAGCUUUGUCCAGAUGUGCCUGCAGCUGAACGCCAGUGAAGCGGCCGGCAGUGCUGCCUCUGUACGGGACCUGAGUGGAGUGCGUCUGGAGCAGCGAGAGGGUGGGCCCUUGCAGAGCGCCAGUAUGAGCGGGGCAUUUGUGGCAGACCUGGGUGACGCGCUCGCCCUGGUCCUCAGGAGCGCCAGCCAUCGGUGCGACGCCGAGGGCGAGCCGGUGCGCCUGCAGGGUGGCCUCGUUUCCGCCUUCAGCUUGCUGUGGCUGUCUCACGACACAGGCGCUGUCGCCAUGGCCGCCCAGGCUGUGGCCUCAUCGCAGUUCUACACCAAUUACCGGCCGGCGUUCCGCAUGUCUUUUGUCUCCGAUCCAUACAUAGUUGGGCUGACCCAUGAUGGCCGCAGCGUCCGUUUUGCAGAGAGGGGCACGGUGAAGUUUGUCCUACAGCAGGCUCUGUACUCCAUGGGCCAGGCGUGCGUGUCUGAGGGCUUCCACCUGCUGGCGUACAUCGACCGCAGCGGUAACAGCAGCGAGCUGGCGCGUGUCUUCAAACCUGGUGCGCACUACCGGGACAUGUCCAUAUCACUGUCUGCCGUCACUACCGUGGACAUCGGUGAUUCGAUCAGUUUCGAAAUCCUGGCCCCGGUGCAGUGCACUGUGCGCUACUUUGGCGAUGAUUCUGGGAUCAGUGUGCUGAGCCUGGUAUGGGUCCCUUCCUCUGUGUCCUCUGCUGUGUCGGCUGCGGUCUCACGCACGGGCCUGCCAACCGGUGCUGUGCGCAAUAAGGCGCUGCUCUUCCGCCAGACAUCUACGCUGGUGCCACAGCUGGGGCUGGCUGGCACCAGGGGUCGGCACCCUUUCCGGAACUUCGUCUUCCGGGCGGCGGGCGUGGCGAGCCUGGCCCUCGAUCUCAGGCUCAUCCACUCGUGCGGCACAAUCAAGCUCGCCCUGCUAGAGCAGGUCGGGCCACAGGGGGCACGACCCACAACCAUUGCCCGGCAGGUCGGAGGUCAGAUGCCAGAAGGGAGUGAGUGGGCUAGCAUGGGCCUGAGGGUGUCCUUCUCUGUGCGCAAUGGCACUGAAGUGUUUGUCACAGUGGACUGCGUACAUGGACGCCUCAACCAAAUUUCCCACGAGGCCGGCAGUGGCAUUUCCAUCCUCUGGACAGCUGCAUGA
Messenger RNA from Electrophorus electricus (electric eel), 2829 nucleotides. RefSeq lists its product as uncharacterized. NCBI's taxonomy places the organism in Eukaryota, Metazoa, Chordata, Actinopteri, Gymnotiformes, Gymnotidae. The record is from RefSeq and is a predicted model, not a curated record. Gene Ontology annotation, molecular function: heparin binding; protein binding; calcium ion binding.